Messenger RNA from Salvia miltiorrhiza (redroot sage), 812 nucleotides. RefSeq lists its product as uncharacterized. The record is from RefSeq and is a predicted model, not a curated record. The coding region runs from base 220 to 621 and encodes 133 amino acids. The transcript has a single exon. NCBI's taxonomy places the organism in Eukaryota, Viridiplantae, Streptophyta, Magnoliopsida, Lamiales, Lamiaceae.
AGAAAAAAGAGACAGAUAAAGCCAUCCAUUAUUUCUCCAUAUUCCCUCCCUAUCCCAUGACAUGAGCCACUCAUCUUGAAUCACAACACUUCCUGCAAUAAAAAAACAAAAACAAAAAAGACACAUUUUGAAAGAAAUUAGAUAAAGAGUUCCCAAAAUCUUAGAAUUCCAUCAUCACAAACUCAACAUGAGGCUCAAAUUCAGCCCAACAAAAUAAACAUGGCCCCAACCACAGACCUCCUUAAUCCAAUAAAAAUGAAGAGGAAUGAGAAGCGUGACGAGAGUGAGAUCCUGAAGGCCGUGGCGCAGGCAUGGCACGCCCACUCCGGCAGCUCAAAGGCGGCGGCGGACACGUCGGAAUUCGAGACGCGCAGGAUGUAUUUCAAGGGCAAGCCGAGCAGGUUCAAGCUGGAAGCAAUGCGCAGAGCAACUAAAAGAGAUGAGUGUUGGGAUUUCGCGCAGUCGUUGUGGGAUUCUUAUGAGAUUAUAUCAGUUUCCAAGAAGCUGGAGGCCGGGAUGCUCUUGGAACAUCCAUUUUCCGACCCGCCCACCAGAAAGGAGAGCAACAACAGCUUGAGGAAUUUGUUCAACAAGAUGUCGUCGUCAACAAGAUUUACUUAAUUACUUCAAUUCACUCAUCAAUACAUCUUCAAAUUAUCAUAGCUUAAUUUGUAUACAUUUUUGGAUGGCUCUAAAUAUAUAUAGAUUAGUUUGAGUUGGAUUCUAUAUAUACAUGUUUAUAUCACAUGAGCACUGAGCAAUUUGGGUUUGGUAUAUUAUUCAGCAUAUAUAUAUAUGCUGCAGAUCGAAAA